AUGGCACAGGCUUUCGAGGUCGUCAACUUGCCUUCGGAUGGACUGCAUGCUAAGGGCACAGGCUGCAAGGGCAAGGGCAAGUCCGGCAAGGGCAAGGCGGGAUGGAAAGGCCGCUGCCACAACGAGCGACAGCAUGAGGAGAACGAGGAGUGGCCUUGGUGGAACUGGUACUCCCGACAGCAAUGGUUCCCCAGGGAAGCUACGCACUCGGUGGCGGCAGCACUGUCUCCACAGGUGCUCGCGAGCGCCUUUGUUUGUGAAAUUCCGCGAAUGGUCACGAAGGUGCGUGAGCAG
Molecule: messenger RNA, 294 nt
Organism: Symbiodinium necroappetens
Lineage: Eukaryota; Dinophyceae; Suessiales; Symbiodiniaceae
Source: the annotation of a GenBank genome assembly